AUGGCGAUGAGCACCCAAAGAGCCUCUGCACCACCUCUUUCUCUCGAAUCAGCUCCUCGAUGGAAGUACGAUGUGUUUUUGAGUUUUAGGGGUGUAGAUACCCGCAGGGGUUUCGUAUCCCAUUUAUACCGCGAAUUUUGCAAGUUCCAAGGAAUUACGACUUUCCUUGACGAUCGAGAGCUUGAAGAAGGAACAAGUAUUCCACUUGAGCUCCCGAGUGCGAUCAAAGAAUCGCAUGUUGCAAUCGUUGUUCUUUCACCAAACUAUGCUUCUUCCAAAUGGUGCUUGAAUGAACUUACGGACAUUCUUCAAUGCAUGGAAGCUAGGAACUCAGUUCUGCCGGUCUUUUACGAGACAGAUCCAUCUGACGUUGGAAAUCAACGGGGAUCCUUUGCCAAAGCCUUCACGGAGCAUGAAGAAAAGUUCAUCACUACCGAAGAUAAAAAGAAGGUUGUCCAAUGGAAAGCUGAUCUAAAAAGACUGUCCAAAAUUUCUGGUGUGAAAGUGAGCUUAUUGAAAAAAUCGUCAACAGCGUGUGGAGGAAAGUGCAAGCUGCAUUCGCUAUUAGCUCAUGAUGCCAAUGAUGUUCGCUUUAUAGGGAUAACGGGGAUGGGCGGCAUCGGUAAGACAACCCUUGCCAAGCUAGUUUAUGAUAGAAUCUUCCAUCAUUUUGAAGUUUACUGCUUUCUCGCAAAUAUCAGAGAUCGUACUCUAGUUAGUCUUCAACAACAACUUCUUUUCCCAAUCUUGAAAGAAAAGAUUGAGAAGUGCUUAAGCAACAAAAAGGUUCUUCUUGUACUUGAUGAUGUGGAUCAAAUAAACCAGCUACAAGUACUAGCUGGAAAAGAAGCUUGGUUUGGUAGUGGGAGUAGAAUUAUCGUUACAACUAGAAAUGAACGUUUGCUAGUCCAGCAUGGCAUAACUUUAUGUCAUAGCGUCAAGUUGUCAAAUGAUUAUGAAGCUCUUGCUCUGUUUAGUCAACAUGCCUUUAAGAAAGAUCUGCCCGAAGAUGGGUUUUUGGAACUGUCUAAGUAUUUCAUUAAUCAUGCUGGAGGCCUUCCAUUAGCUCUUGAACAUUUGGGGUCGGCUUUGUUUAAGAGAGAUCUAGAUGCAUGGAAUAGUGCACGGGAUAAUCUAAAGAAAAUUCCUAAUCCAACAAUUUUUGAUAAACUCAAAAUAAGUUAUGAUGGACUAGAAGAGAUGGAGAAGAGAAUUUUUCUCGAUGUUGCAUGUUUUCACAAAGGGAAGCACACGCAGCGAGUAAUUGAAAUGCUAGACAAUUCCCUUGAUAUUUCAAGCCGGAUCUUGAUAGAUGCUCUAAUUGAGAAAUCUCUUCUGACCUCUGAAAAAUGCUUCCUGUAUGAUACUUCAGUCAAGUACAGCAGGAUAGGGAUGCAUGAUUUGAUACAAGAAAUGGCAUGGAGAAUUGUUGGUAACGAGUCUAAAGAGCCUGGCCGGCGGAGUAGGUUGUGGCUUCGCAAUGACAUUUUUCAUGUAUUCAUGAACAAUACGGGGACAAGAGCUAUUGAAGCCAUAAGCCUACGGUUACCCGAAAAAGAAGAGGUGCACUGGAAUUGCGAAGCCUUCUCUAACAUGUCUGGACUGAGGUUUCUGGAAUAUGACAAUUUGAUCGUUUCUUCAAGUCCCAAAUUUCUUCCAUGUUCCUUGAGAAUUAUGAAUUGGAGUUUGUAUCCUUCCAAGUCUCUUCCACCAAGCUUUCACCCGCAUUUCCUUACUGAACUAAAAAUGCGUGAUAGCAAACUUGUUCGGCUUUGGGAUGGAAAAGAGAAUUUCCCCAACUUGAAAUAUAUUGAUCUUAGCUUCUCAAGUAAACUGAUAAGUACCCCAGAUUUUACUGGUCUUCAAAAUCUUGAGGAGUUGUCUCUUAUGUGGUGUACGAAUUUGGUUGAGGUACACCCGUCUUUUGCAGUUCUUAAAAGACUUAAAGUUUUGAGACUUGAUAUCUGUAAAAGUAUUAAGAGUCUCCCAAGUGAGCUAGAAAUGGAUUCCCUUGAAGUUUUAGAUCUUACUGGAUGCUCCAAAGUGAAAAAGAUUCCAGAAUUUUCAAAGCAGAUGAAAAAUUUGUCCGAGGUUGGUUUAGCUUGGACUGCGAUUGAGAAAUUACCUUCAACAAUUGGACAUCUGGUUGGACUUACUCUACUGGAUAUUGGUUAUUGCGUAAAUCUGUUGGAUAUUCCUAUUGAGAUUUGUAAUUUGAAGUCUCUUAAACAGCUGCGCGUCACCGGAAGUUCAAAAAUCGAAAAACUCCCAGGGAAGAUGGAGUUUUUAGAGGAACUUAUUUUGGGGCAAAACGCAAUAAGAGAGCCACUUGUUGAUAUGAAAAAUCUCAAAAACCUGCGUGCUUAUGGAUCAAUUGUUAAGCCAAGGGAAGAGUGGGGCCUUCUCCGCUUAUUUGGAAUUAGAAAGAGCGAAGAGCCUUGUUCGGGUUUGGUGUUGUCUUCUUUAAAUCAUUUGCGUUGUUUGGAGCGCUUAGUACUAUCCUAUUGUGAUCUUGGUGAAGGUGAUAUCCCCCAUGAUAUUGGGGAUAACUUGUCCUCUUUACGAAUGUUAGCUCUUCGUGGAAACAAUUUUAUUACCCUUCCAGCAAGCAUCAAAUGCCUUUCUAGACUUGAUUCUCUUUCUUUGAAUGGGUGCCGAAGACUUGAGCAACUGCCAGUUCUUCCGUCAAAUAGCCGAUUACACGUAGAUGUAGAUGAUUGUACCUCCUUGAAAAGGUUGUCGGAUCCCUCGAAGUUGAGCAGCAGAUUUGCCAAUAUUUAUGAUUUUACUUUCAGUUCUCUGAAUUGCAUUACAUUGGUUGAAGAUGAAGACUGGAUGAAUACAAUAUGUUCAAGGAUCGUGAAAUUCGCCAGUAAGGAAAUCUGUCGUUAUUGGGGUUAUAAUCACAUUGUAUGCCCCGGAAAGGGGAUUCCCGAGUGGUUCAACAAACAAACUGUGGGACAUUCGCUAAACGUGAAGCUACCUCCUCAAUCAUGUAGCAGCUGGAUGGGAAUUGCUUUUUGCGUUGCUUUUGCACUACCUAAGGGAAACUUCGAAACUUUCCGUUUAAAUGAUGUCGAUCUUAAGUGUUUGCCUGGGAUUUCUUGUCAUAUUUCUGCAACAAAGCAUAUGGUGCCAGAACACCUUUGGAUAUUUUAUUUGUCUCGAGAACAAUGUCAGGAACAGUUUUCAUUUGAAAUAUGUAAUCGAUGUGGAGGAAAUGAACCAAAUCUGGUGAAAAUGUGUGGGACUCGUUUGGUGUACAAGCAAGAUUUGGAAGAGCUCAACCGAGCAUUGAAAAUCUUGAAGCGAACGCAUGGAUAUUGGGAAGAAGCAGCUUCAAGUGAAAGUGGUAGUUUUGAUGACCAAGAACAAGCUCACAAAAGGCAGAAGGAAGAAUAAAAAUUGCUUUCUGCUUUAUUUAACCAUUCAAUGCUUCAGAGUCGUACUUGGAAAGCUAAACAUGGUGCUUUUUCUCAGAAUCUAUGUUAGUAAGUCACCAUCUCAAUCCCAGUAUAACCUGCCUGAUAUUUGAUUAUUUAUUUUUCCCUCAAAGCUAAUUUAUUUGAUCCAGCAAUGAAGUAUGUGUACAUACAGUUAAUAAUGUGCGUCUCUCAUCUAUGUCAAAUUGAACCAAAAAAGAUGCAAAGUCGUAUUAUGUAAAUAAGUUUUCAACAAAAAGUGCAAGGUAUGGAAGAUAUGUAAGCAAUAUAUGUUAUGACAUUUUCACAUCAGCAAGCAAAAUUUACUA
This is a messenger RNA of Pyrus x bretschneideri (Chinese white pear), 3751 nucleotides long. RefSeq names its product TMV resistance protein N-like. Gene Ontology annotation, biological process: signal transduction; defense response. Gene Ontology annotation, molecular function: ADP binding. The transcript is spliced from 5 exons. Bases 1 to 3402 code for a protein of 1133 amino acids. Lineage: Eukaryota; Viridiplantae; Streptophyta; Magnoliopsida; Rosales; Rosaceae. The record is from RefSeq and is a predicted model, not a curated record.